UCCCGGGGCCGCGGCGUCUCCUUCCGCUGCCGCCAGCUCCGAGCCGCGAUGAGCUGGGAGCUGCUGCUGGCGCUGCUGGCGCUGUGCGCGCCCCUGCUGCUCGUGGUGCAGCUCGUGCGCUUCCUGCGGGCCGACGGCGACCUGACGCUGCUGUGGGCCGAGUGGCAGGGCCGACGCCCGGAAUGGGAGCUGACCGACAUGGUGGUGUGGGUGACUGGAGCCUCCAGUGGCAUCGGCGAGGAGCUGGCUUACCAGUUGUCCAAACUAGGAGUUUCCCUCGUGCUGUCGGCCAGGAGGGUGCACGAACUAGAAAGGGUGAAAAGAAGAUGCCUCGAGAAUGGCAAUUUAAAAGGAAAAGAUAUACUCGUUCUGCCCUUCGACCUGAUGGACAGAAGUGCCCACAAGGCGGCCACCAAAGCCGUUGUGCAGGAGUUUGGUAAAAUCGACAUCCUGGUGAACAACGGCGGGAGGUCCCAGCGUUCUUUGUGUGUAGACACCAGCCUGGACGUCUUCAAGGAGCUCAUGGAUCUGAACUACCUGGGGACCGUGUCCUUGACAAAGUGUGUCCUGCCGCACAUGAUCGAGAGGAAGCAAGGGAAGAUUGUUACGGUGAACAGCGUGGCCGGGAUCACCUCCGUGCCCCUCUCCAGUGGCUACUGUGCCAGCAAACACGCACUGCGGGGUUUUUUAAAUGCUCUCCGAACUGAACUUGUUGACUACCCAGGUAUAAUAGUUUCUAACAUUUACCCAGGACCCGUUCAGUCAAAUAUUGUGAAGAAUGCCCUAACUGAGGAACUGACCAAGACCAUAGAAAAUGAGGGAGACCAGUCCUACAAGAUGCCAACCAGCCGUUGUGUGCGGCUGAUGUUGAUCAGCAUGGCCAACGACCUGAAAGAAGUGUGGAUUGCGGAUCAGCCAUUUUUGUUCAUGGCAUAUUUGUGGCAGUAUGCACCGACCUGGGCCUGGUGGAUAACCAGCAAGUUAGGGAAGAAAAGGAUUGAGAACUUUAAGAGUGGUGUGGACGCGGAUUCUGCUUAUUUUAGCUCCUCGAAGAAAAAAGCCAACUGAAAGGAGCGCUUGGAUUUUUCGAGGUUCUGGAGGGAAAAGUGGAAAACAUACAAACAGCAGCCAUCUUCUUAGGCACUGAAGACUCAUGUGUGAUUUUAUGUUUUGAUACCACUUUCAACAUAGAAUGAGUAAUAAAUAAAAGACUGCCAGGAAUCUAGGGAAAUGGGUGUUGGCAUGGUACAUUUGCGGAUAAAAGAGCAUUUUUAAAGUACUUGAGCAGGUGUGCUUCAAAAUGUACGUUCAUCGAAAUCCAACCAAUGAAUUACAGUAAUCUGUUUGCUGCAUGUCUUUGUGCUUCUUUAACAACACGUUCGGGAAUUUGUGAACAGUGAACGUCACCGCUCCUAGCGCUGGCAGGGUUGGCGUCAGCGUCUGCUGCCGAGACAAAGCCUUGUAGCUGUGUCCUCCAGAGGGGAGUAGCACUGGCCUCACAUGGGGAACGGGAGCCGGGCAGGGACAGCACGGACCCAGGCAUCUCCUGAAGACGACCUUGCUGCAUCGUCUUAGAACCGUGUUGAAGGAAGCCGUGGGCAUCCCGUGGGGGGGUGCAAGUUCCGCAUGCUCCAGGUCCGAUCCGGUUCCCUGCUCACGUGUCUGGGAAAACAGUGGAGGAUGGCCCAAGUGCUUGGGCUCCUGCAGCCACGUGGGACACCUAGAGGAAGCUGCUGGCUUCCAACUGGCCCCGCUCUAGCCAUUGAAGGCAUGUGGGGAAUGAGCCAGCAGAUAGAGGAUCUCUCUCUCUCUCUGUCUCUCCCUCUCUCUCUCUGUGACUCUGCUUUCAAAUAAAUCUUUAAAAAAAAAAAAAAAAAGGCACCCGAAGAAACAAGACAACAUGAUCAAAUCUAAGAGGGGACAGAGAAACAAGGUCCCACAAAGGACCCAGUUAGUUGAGUUACUCAAACACAGGUUAUUAAAUUACAUUUACUGUAUUUAAAGAUACAAAACACAACACUGCAAGUUUCAGCUGAGAAUUAGAAAGUAUACAGAAGAAUCAACUGACAAGUUUCCAGCUGAAAAAUACAUUAAUCAACUAAAAAUUCAGUGACUCAGUUUGAUACAUACUACACAGAGGUAAAGUAAGAAUUUGUGAACUAGAUGUUCAGCCAGAAAUAAGAAUCUGACUUAGCCCACUCUGCCACACCAGCCUCUCAGAUGCCUUAAUCUGUCCAAUAUUAAAUCUAAAAAAAUUUAGGGAUGGGUGUUUGGUGUAGCAGUUAACAUGCUCCUGGCGAUGCCUGCCUCUCCUGUUGGAGUACCCAAUUUCAAAAUCAAGAAUUGUAAAAAAAACAUGUCAGUCCAUAGUGGAUUUACAUUUGCUGUCUGUUGGCUAGCUGCAAUAGAAAUCCAUUUAUGGAGACUAACAUUCAAACUGCAUAUGUCUUUAUUCACCGUUAACAUUAGGCUAUAUUUCUUGGGGUCCCAAACCUGUGUGUGGCCAAUUGCAUGAGUACCCUCUCCCUUACCUUGGAAAGCCCUCGCUUGUCGUUUUAAUUCCUCUUACUCAGCACUAAGAUUGUCGAGAGUGUUACUUACGUUUUUAGACUCUCAGUCAUCUUUUACUGAGUUGGCCUGUGUUCCCUGAAGGCAGGCAACACAAACCUUGAGCUCAGUUCUCGAAGUUUCAUCCUGCCAUGGAUCUUAGUGACAGAAUUCUUUGCUGCUUCUUGGUUUUCGGAUUCCUUUAAGUAGAUUUUAAAAUAUCACUCUGCCUAGUUUUUCUAGUUCUCCACAGAUGGUUGGUGUGAGUUACCUAUAUACUAUGAAAAGCUGGAAGUAGAAAAGUUAGUUUUAUAGAUAACUCAGUAAGGCCAGUUUUUAAUAAUCAGAUGGAUAUCAGAUAAGGUUCAAUGAAGGAACGGAGUUCCAUGAAACACAUAUGAGUGUAUCUGAACAUAUCCAGUUACUGAUGAUAUAAGGCACCUUUUCAAAAAAUUCAUGGAGGAGCUGGUGCUAUGGCUUAGUAGGUUAGGCUUCUGCAUCCCAUACAGGCACUGGUUCAAGUCUCAGCUGCUCCUCUUUCCAUCCAGCUCUCUGCUGAUAUCCUGGGAAAGCAGUGGAAGAUGGCCCAGGUGCCGAGGCCCAUGUACCCAUGUGGGAAACCUGGAAGAAGCUUCUGGCUCCCGGCUGUGGAUCAGUCCUGCUCCCAUCAUUGCGGCCAUUUGGGGAGUGAACCAGCAGAUGGGAAGACCUUUCUGUAUUUCUCCCUCUCUCUCUAGCUCUGCCUCUCAAAUAAGUUGGUAAAUCUUUUUAAAAAAAUUCGUGCUAGCUGUGUAUUAUAAAAAAAAAAAACUAU
Lepus europaeus (European hare) is the source of this 3361-nucleotide messenger RNA. RefSeq names its product dehydrogenase/reductase 7 (gene DHRS7). The record is from RefSeq and is a predicted model, not a curated record. The transcript is spliced from 7 exons. Gene Ontology annotation, molecular function: oxidoreductase activity. Lineage: Eukaryota; Metazoa; Chordata; Mammalia; Lagomorpha; Leporidae. Bases 49 to 1068 code for a protein of 339 amino acids.